AUGGUUUCUUUAAAGGCGUCCACCAAUUUUUCGUCUAUUAGUGAACGAGACCUAAAUUCUAAACUUACAGAUAUAUUCACUAAAAUUGGGCAACUUGGAAAUGCACAACAGGGCAUCCAAGAACUUUAUGACUUGUUGCUGGAAUACCCAGAAUGUGACGUCAAGGUUAAUGCAUUUCUCGCUACUGCUGGUACUUUCUUUCAAAAAUAUAUUCGUAAGGCGCUAGCUGACCUUACUACUCAAGAAAUGCAAAAAUGCGGAAUGUUGCCUAAAGAACCUUGUGCUCCUGUAACUCCUAUACCCACAACGAAGGACUCUCUUUCUCAAAAACGACCGACAACUCCUCAAAACAAUAAACCUCCUCAUAAAUUUUCUAUAAAUCGUUGUGCAAAUAGUAAUGGGGUAAAUACCAAUACUAACUCAGCGAAAGAACUUUCGGUCAAAAAUGAUUCUCAUGAGACGAAAUUUGAUCCUAUGGCUCCAAGAACAAAGGCUUUCAUAGAAAAAGUAUCUCAGGAAACUUUUGAUCAAACACGAUUACGUCUUCAUGCCAUAUUUCAAUAUGAAAAGUACAAGACUGGCCAAAAACGAUCAAGUCUACCAAAUUUAAAACAAAUAGAAAGUGAUAGUGAACGAUUAGAAUUUGUUAAAAGCAUCAUACGAUCUCGACCAAAAGCUCGUCGUUCUACUUGGAAUGAUUUUAACACCCCAUUUACUACUAGGCUUACUGAUGUGUCUAUUCAUGCUAAUUAA
Messenger RNA from Dentiscutata erythropus, 753 nucleotides. The record is from the annotation of a GenBank genome assembly. Lineage: Eukaryota; Fungi; Glomeromycota; Glomeromycetes; Diversisporales; Gigasporaceae.